Messenger RNA from Nerophis lumbriciformis (worm pipefish), 10975 nucleotides. RefSeq lists its product as uncharacterized. Gene Ontology annotation, biological process: positive regulation of DNA-templated transcription; DNA-templated transcription. The record is from RefSeq and is a predicted model, not a curated record. Lineage: Eukaryota; Metazoa; Chordata; Actinopteri; Syngnathiformes; Syngnathidae. Gene Ontology annotation, cellular component: nucleus; Set1C/COMPASS complex.
GGAAGUAAGCUGCGCGAGUUCGCUUCUUGGAGUAGUUCUCGCGAUAUUCCAAGCUGGAUAGGGUAGAGAAAAUGGAUGGUUGUGCUAACACGCUAACGGAACAAUUCUGAUGUUAAGUGGAUUAUAAUUGACUUAUGUUAAAGCCUUGAUAAAUUACUGCGGAUGCUUGUGUGCAACCAAUGGAGAAUAACAGCCUCCUGAAUGCUGGCUCAGAGGACCAACAGAGCCAGUCAAAACCUUUGGAUGAUAAACCCGGAUUGUCCCAGAUUAGAAAGUCCUGGGGCUUCAGACGAUCAACUAUAGCUCAACGGGAGUUCGUGGAUGAAGUUGGAGAGCAAACCAGUAGUCCUCUACUUGUGCGUCGGGCUAGAAGCCGUCAUUCUACUCAGACACCACCUGCCCUUAAAGACAACAAAGUCGCCCAAGCUCGUCAAGCAUCACUGGCAGUUAUAAAUGACCUGGAGUGGUCUGCCCCAGCUUCGCCAGUAUCCGAAGAGCCCAAACCAGCUUUAUCCCAUGUGGGAGGAUGCCUUGACCCCAGCAUGUGGCAGGACAUUGGGUCUGCCUUUGGCACGGCUUUCUCUCUUCUUGGCGGAGAUGAGGGGUUGUCAAUGGACAUAUCUGAUGAUUUGGCAAUUCCAGAAGUUUUACCAGUUUCUGAUGCCACAGAGCCCAUUCUACUAGUUGCAGAUAACACAGAGGUGUCUGAGUAUAGGGAACUUGCUCAUAAUGUUGGAAUUUUGCAGCCUGUCCCUUUGGAGAAGGUGGCAAGUGGGAAUGUCGAAGAUGUAGUUUUGAUCUCAAGCCAAGAUGAGGAUAGCGAUGAGGUAACUUUGAUACAAAUAAAGGAGCAAUUGCAAUCUAAAUCCAUGCACAAACUCAUAGAUGGGAGAGGAGGAAGAGGGAAGGCCAGAGGUAGAGGAAGAGGACGAGGAAGGGGUAAAGGCAGAGGUAGAGGGAGGGGUAAGGCAUUGGAGGUUCAAUCAUUAGUGGAGGAUGAUGAUGUGAUGCUUGUUAAUCCAUCAGAAGAACAGCUGCAGCACCUACAAGAAGGGCAUAAAGAAAAUGAUUCACACACACUCAUAAGCAUGGAGACAUCUCCUGCCCACUCAGUUAAGACUCUGAGUCCAGUUCAGCAAAUGAGCUCAGACUUUAUUAUCAUAGACACAGAUGUGGAGCAGAAUACUGACACAACUUCAGGCCCCUAUGAUGAUACACCAGAAGAGGGUAAAAGGCAAGACCACAAUGAUAGGGAAGUCAUACAACAUUCAAGAAUUUUGGCUUCUAAUAUAUAUGAUCCCACUGCUGUGUACUGCAUCUGUCGACAAAAACACAAUAAAAGGUUUAUGAUCUCCUGUGACAGUUGCCAAGAGUGUUUUCACGGCGACUGCGUUGGUGUCAGUGAAACGGAUGGCCGUACAGAGUACCUCUGCCCACCAUGCACUUCAAAGAAGCUGAGCCAACCUCCAUCAGAUUCUCACACCCAGCCAGAACCAAAAAAGUGUCCAGUGGUCUUGUCACUGAUUCCUUCUGGAGACAAACAAUACAGACAAGAGGAGCUGGACUCCCUCAAGAAGACUGUACAGGUGGAGGGGAAUGAUAUAGAGGUGGCUUCUGUAAACGUUCCUGAGCCUGCGCCUGGAACUGAAGUGGAGAUGGAGACAGAUAGCUCACUUCCGCUAUGUAUUGGACAAGGAUGCUCCAGACCAGCUUUACUGGACUCUGUUUAUUGUGGCGCUGACUGCAUUAUUCAGCAUGCUACCUUUACUAUGAAGUCCAUCUCUGACACAAAGGAGCCCAAACCUAGAGGCCGAGCACAGAGAAAUGCUACAACUACAACACCUACUGCAAAGGGUCAGUGUAGUAGGGUGUCUCCAAGGUUAGCAGCAAAAGCUGAGGAAAAUGCCAACGAAGAGGAGUUGAUGGAAGGUGAUGGAACACAAACAGCCUGUGACUCCAAUCUCACAGAAGUUCAGGCCACUUCUCUACCGUCAUCUAAGUUGUACACAGCGUUAACAAAGGGGUGUAAACAAAUUGAAACUCAAUCCCCUCCAAAACAAAACCCAGAGGACCCAACUACAGAUGCAUCUCCCUCACAACAACCUACCAUCGAACAAGGUCUACCUCAAAGUGACUCAAAUGCCACCACAAAGGAUUCCAUAAAAAGUGACGUUUUAGUAGAAACUGAAAAAUCAGUUCCCUUAAUAAUGCCUAAUGAAAAAUUAGGUCUGGCUCCCCCCACAUCAUCUCCAAACACACCAGGAUCCAAAAAAUAUGAAAAGGGGGGUGUUUUGAACUCUACAACAUACAUAAUACCUAAGAAGCAAUCUGGACUUAAGCCUUUGUCAAGUAGCCAAAUGGCAACCCCAAGCCUGAAGCCUAUGGCCCCCACCCUACUGAAUGAGAGCCGAAAUCUCCCUGUACCACCUGCACCAAGCGCUCCCUCCUCCAGACCCUCUCAGCCAAAUAACCAGGUCAGACAGAGCAUCCAGCGCUCCCUCACGAGCAUCUUGCUUAAAAGGGUUUGUGACUGUGAAGAUUUGGAAAUGUGUGAAAGUGAUGCUGCAAAGCUUGUUGCAAGCAUUGAGACGGAGAUGUUCGACAUUUUUCGUAAUACAGACAGCAAAUACAUGAAUAAGUACAGAACUAUUAUGUUCAACUUAAAAGAUCCAAGACACAAGGGCUUGUUGUAUCGAGUUGUGCAAGGAGAUAUCAGUCCUUUCAGACUGGUCAGGAUGAGCCAAAAGGACAUGCAGGCUACCAAGGCACCAGACCAAAAUGUAAAGGACACGUCAGAGGUUAAAAAUGCAGCUGCACAAGGGCCAAGUUUUUUGCAGAAACCUGAAGUUGCGAAGGUUGACCUUUUCUGUUUAAACAUUACUAAACCUGAUAGAAGACCUGUGAGCAAUAAGAGAAGUAUUUCUACUCCCACUCUUACUCCGAAGAACAGAAGAACUGAGCAAAGCAGAGAGAAUGCAGUACCAGACGUUCUUACCUGUAUGCUUAAGGACACAACUUCAGAGCACAAGGCUCACCUGUUUGAUCUAAAAUGCAAGAUAUGUACAGGGCAAAUACCACCAUUUCGGGAAGAGGAACCUCCAAAUAAGAAAAAAAGACUUUCUGAAUCAAGCGACAAGCAUUAUUCUCGGCGGAGAAAGGAAGAUGACUCACCACUGCGGGCGCCACCAGACUCACCUGACAUGGAUUUUUCAACAGACUGUCCUUAUGACCCUUCAUCCCGCCUUAUUAUUGACACGGGUGAUUUGACCAUUGUUGAAUCUCCUGUUUCUACUGUAAUGGAUUCCCCUGCCUCUCCUACUUUGGAGUCUCCUGCCUCUCCUGUCCUGGAGUCUCCUACAUCCCCUACUGAUGAUACUUCAAAAACCACAAUACCAAAAAGAGCAUACACACCUGUUGUGAUUCCAGCAGUCUCCACAGUAACUAUUACAAGGCGUGACCCACGAACUGCAGCUAACAGGAGCUCUGCUGCAUUUAGUGGUACCACAAAUACAUCCCACAAUCAAUCAGCACCUUAUGCUCCUCGAGGGGCUUCCUCUGCUCCAUCAUCAGUACCAACCUUGACAGUGCAACCAACAAAACUAAUACCAAAACCUAUUCUAAUGAAGCCACCCUCUUCAGCUGAUCCCAGAUUUUAUGACACAUCAUCAAGGACUGUGAUUUCUGAAUCUCCAGUCGAUGGUGCAACUGCGCAGUUUCUGGCUAAGCAGGAAAUACUAUGGAAAGGCUUCCUGAACAUGCUCACUGUAUCAAAGUUUGCUACCAAGGGGUAUCUGGUUUCAGGAUCUGCUGAAAUUCUAAAAUCGGAACUGCCAGAUACCAUAGAAAUCGGAGGAAGAAUCAUGCCUCAAACAGUAUGGGACUAUGUUGCAAAGCUAAAGACCUCUCUUACAAAGGAUUUAUGUGUGAUCCGCUUUCAUCCUGCUACUGAAGAGGAAGAGGUGGCAUACGUCUCUCUCUUUUCCUAUUUCAGCAGCAGAGGGCGUUUUGGUGUUGUGUCAAACAACAGCCGUUCCAUCAAGGAUGUCUAUCUUCUACCACUUAGUGCAAAGGAAUCAAUCCCAUCCAUACUACAACCUUUGGAAGGACCAGGACUUGAAAAGGUCAGGCCCAAUCUUCUUCUUGGUUUGGCAGUUAUCCAAAAAACAAAACGUCCAGGAAGUGUGCUUCAGGAAAUUGAACAGAAAAAAACAAGGGUUCACCUGUCUAAAGACCCUAUGUGGAUCCCAAAACCUCCAGUUCUUUAUGGUUCUGACAAAUUGGAGCUGUCCCAACCCCAUGUUCUACAGACCCCUGCGAGCACAAGCCCUCCCCUCACACCCUCUUAUCCUGGGUCACCAUCUGAUUCAUCUUCUAACUCAGAUAACAUGCCAUUACUACUGGCCUCCAUUAAAUCAACCCCUGCUGUUUCCACCUCAGCACCUGCUGCAUCAACUCCGUCCACAUCCAAUAAUGACAAAAAUCUUAAAUUUCCAAGUGAUGAUACACCACUAAAGACUAUCUUGAGUACAUUGUUCCAAAAUAAGCCAACUAGUAUCAUGGUUUCGAAUGGCAAAAAUUCUGCUACUAAUACUACAACAGUAAGUGCUACGAAGGGCUCUGUACUUUCUCGUGUGUCAGGAUCAACGGUCGAUCCAAUUGUUCAACAGUACGGGCAGAAAGCUAAAGUCAAAGCGAUAGAAGAGGAGGAAAAUGCAUUUGAUCGUCCAUAUGACCCAGAAGAGGAGUAUGAUCCAGCAAUAGGAUAUGGAACCUUUUCUUCACAGACCCCAGAAAACAAGCUGGAAGACCUUAAAUUUUCAGGUUUUAAUGAUGACUACGAUGUAGCCUACGAUCCUGAGGAUGAGACUAUUUUUCAAGAUUUACCAAGUGAUGCAAAGAAAUGUUCUGAUCAAUCUCAAAUGUUGAACUGUCCAUCGUCAUUGGUAAUUUCAGCACAAGCUAAAACACCUACUUGUACUACUAGUUCACCCAAGGCUUCUUCAGUAACUGAAGUUCUGCAGACCAUUCCGACCGGCACCGUGGUUGUCUCAGCUGCUACAUUGACUGAGCAGCAGCGAAUGCUUGAGGAGCUUAAUAAACAGAUUGAAGAGCAAAAACAACAAUUAAAAGAACAAGAAGAGGCACUUCGUCAACAAAAAGAGGCUGUGGGUAUGUUCAUGGCACAAUUUUCUGUUAGUGAUUCCAUGAUGUCUGCUUCCUCAAAGUCUCUGCCUCUCAGUCAGGUUUCAUCCCUUCAGAGUAGUGUAAUUCACUCAGAGUCAAAACCUUUUGAAGAAAGAGAUUCAAAGCCAGAAAUUGCCAGCAAUCUAACAAACUAUGUUGAUGAUCCAAACUCCGAUUCACCAUCUGAUAAGCAGGAAAACACAAAUGUUAAUCCUUGUUUAAACAUACCAUCAGUCACAGUGCAAGAUGACGUAUCUGGCAAUAUAAAGGACAAUGACAAAUACUCAUCUGCUGGUGAGAUUGAAGAUUCUGAUGUACCUUAUGAUCCAGAGGAUGACCUUUUCAAUGAAAUUCAAGAUGAUGUAUUUCAAGGAAGCACUACAAAUAUUCAGGAUUCAUGUUCAUCUACAACAGGACACAGGGGCACAUCUCCAAAUUCAUAUCACAGCAGAAGGCAUAGGUUAUCACCAAAGAGGCGGAGUCAUCGUGAAAGAGAUAGUCACAGAAGUCCUUCAAGUAGAUCCCAGCAGCGUUCUACUUCACAUUCUCGGAAACACAGAGAAAGGAAUAGACACAGAAAAAGUGAAAGAGACAGGUCAAAACAUAGAAGUAAAGACCACUCUGAACGCCAGGGUCGUCAUCAUAAAGUACAUAGUACAAGGCGGCAUUCCCACGACCGUAAAAGAUCACCUUCCUCUUCCAGCAAAAGAGAUUUGGUGUCCCAUGCGCAUGAGUUUAGGGCAGCUUCCCCUAAUAACAGUGAACAACAUCAAUUAAAGUCCAAUGUUGAUGGUGUUAAUAAUCCCAAUCAAAAAAGCGCUGAUAAAGACCUUUCACAAAAAAAUGUUGAUUUAAAACCUGAGACUUCACAGCAACCAGUCAGUGUGCACAAUAAUUCACACAUUCAGCAGGGAACAGGUGGAAAUAAACUUGAAAUUCCAAUUCCUCUGAGAGUAAUUGACCCACCCAUUCGAGAUUCGCCAGAGAGUCCUGAUCCUGAUCCACGAUUUGUAGCACCUACCAGUAUCAGAGAUAAUCAUCCAGCUGAAUCUGAGGACAUCAUAGAUUCUGUGACACAAAUCAGUGACCCUCUUGAGAAAGUUAAAAAUGAUUGUCAGAUUUAUGGAAGUGAAGAAAUGUUAGUGAACAUGCCACUGUCCAUUGAAGAUAUGAAAUCAAAUGUUGGCAUGGAUUUGAGCACUACAGAUGUACAGGGAUCAGAUUCAGGGGAACAAGAUAUGUCAGGAAAAUGUUUAGAGCUAAAGCAUUCCGAAAUGAAAAAAAUUGCUCAUGCAGUAAUAACAGAUGUACCUGAACUAGGCAUAGAGUUGACAUGUUUAGAUAGGGGUCCAGAACACCAUACCAGCCAUCAUAAAAUCAAAAUUGAAGGGAAUUUGUCUGAGUCAGAAUACACAGGUGAGAAGCCACAUGUUACUGGCCAGCCGCAGAUGACUGGAAAAGUUAUUGAACCCAAUAAUCAAAGUUGUAAUUUCCCCAAGAUGAGAGAUUUUCAGCCACUUAGAAGAGAUGUUGGCCUAAACAGAGGUUAUUGUAAUCAAGAAAAUAGUGUAAAAUCAAAUUUGUCAACAGGCUCGGAGAAUAACUUUUUGACUGCAUCCCCAGCUGUGUCAGAUGAUAAACAACAUAUAAAACAAGAUGAUGCCUGUGUGAGGGGACCAGGGCCAAAUAUAAAAUAUGAAAAUUCUGACACUUUUUGCAUUGGACAAGACACCAUUGGAUCUGCAAAUUCUCAGGAAGCACAAUUCAAUAUUAAGUGUGAAAGAGGUAUUCAUGACCUUGACAUGAAAGUAUCACAAAAGCAACUGGAACAGAGAAGGCAUAAUACAAGUGAAGCUUGUUCUUUAGGUCCUGGUCAGAGUGUGGCUUGUUUGAGUGGUCAAGGUUUUAGUGAUGCAGUCAAUUCAAAUGCUGUAAGUUCAGGAAGAGGCUUUGAAGAAACAUGUCCAGAUCACAGUCAAGUGAGCAUUCAAGGAAUAAACAAUCAGGACCUCUGUCAACCUGAUUCGUGGACUCGUGGGGGUCAAAACACAGAACUGGUUGAGUGUAUGAGUGAUCAAAAUCAGAGUUGUCCAACUUUAGUCAGAGAUUAUAACCAUUUAAGUAAUAGCAGAGGAACAUCUUCAGUAAGAGUAGGGCAACUACCUCAAGUUGAAGUGCAUCAGCCUGGUUGGACAGGUGCAAGUAUGGAAAUCCAUGGACAUGACAGAAGUUUUGCUCAAGGCGUAGACCCUUGUAAUCCAUGGGCGGUGGGAGGUCCAAAUGUAAGGCCCUCAAAGAAUGACAGAAGAAGACUAAGUGAUCCAGAGGCCAUGGGCCCAUUGUGGGAAAAGAUACAAGUGCAAGACAGGAGAGGACACGGCAGUCCAGAGUUCAUGAAAACAGAUCCCUUAAGCCAAGGACCUACUUUGGAGGGCAUAAGACAGGACAGGAGAGGACCAAUCGUCUCAGAUUUCAUGGGAUCAGAGACUGAUGUCAGAGGACCUAACAUGUAUAACUGGCAUGGAGCAGGGGCUGAGCGCGUAUGUACUGACAUGAGAGUUCCAGUACAUGUUAGGAGAAUACCAGAUGUUCAUGAGAGGACACAAGAAGUUGGAAAUUCAACACUGGCUGGUUCCAUAUCUGGCAGAGAAUCUGUAGGUCCCGGUUUCAGGGGUCCAAAACCUGAAAACAAAAAUCCAGCAAUAAAUAUUGUAGGACAUGGUAUUAGAGUUCCACUCAUCCCGGACCAUUUGGGACCAUGUUUUGAAAGAGGUCCCGGUAUGGCGGGCCCUUUACAUGUUAGGAGACAGGCAGAGGAAGGGCCGCUCAAUAGAGGUCCUGCACCUGACUGGAAAGACUUGCCUACAAAGGGUACAAAACAUGACAUGAGAGGCCCAAUAGUUCCAGAUUUCAGUGAACCAUGGAAUGCCAGGAGAGGCCCUGGAAGGGGUAUGCUACACUGUAAUAGAAAAGGACCAGGAGGUCAUGAUGUAAGGGAACAAGGGCCUGUAGUCAAACGGUCUUCAAUGGAAUGUCGACGGAUUGACCCAAACGGAGGCCCAAAUUUCAGUGAACCAGGGAAUGAAAGGAGAGAUAUGCCAGUGAAUAGCCCCAAAUUUGACAGGGAAAGACUGGGAUAUCCAGACUUUAGGGGAAUGCAACCUGACAGAAGAGAAUCAUUUUUGUCUGAGCCACGGUCUGAUAGGCUGCGAGGGCAUAUUAAUGUAAAAGAGUCAAGGUUUGAAAUGAAAGCCGUAGAGGGUCAAGAGCCUCUACAUUUGAUAAGACGGGGAGACAAAAACACUGAUGUGUUUGGCACUGGGGCUUAUGCAUCAGGUCCUGAACAUGACUUAAUUGAAAAUAGUUUUGAAAGGCUCAGUAAUAGACAAGCAUGGGACCCUCAGUCAGAAAGUCGGAAUCCAAAUAUGGAGGAAACACGCCCCUACAGGAGAGGUUCAGAUAGUAGGGGACCAGUGCAUGAAAUAAAUUUCCCAGUGCCUGAUAACCAAGGACAUGGUCUAUUUACGGAACAGGGAAUGAUGGAACCAAGAAUUUCAAACAUGAAUAGACCAGGGCAUCAAAUAUCAGGUCCAAACACAGAAUGUUCAGGGCCUUUCAGUAGACAGCCCGAAAGGCAGGAAACAAGGUUUUGCAGUAGAGGCCCAGGACCUUUUGGACAGCUGCACCCAAAUAAAAAACUUCCAGAAAUAAUGUACCCGGAGUCUAAUCGUAGAAGUUCACAUUUCAGAGCAGGUUUAGAGUCAGAGAGGAAAAUUCCAAGUAGUCAAGAUUUUAGAAGACCAACAUGUCAAAGUAAAAAUACAAAUAAUCCUUUAGGGCUAGAGAGUCAAGAACCAGAAGAGCCAGAUUUCAGAAAUCAGAACUUUGAGAAAGGUCCGGAGGACCCAGGUCGUAAUUGGAGAUCAGAGAGCCCACAAUGCAGGGAACCAGAAAUCUCGCAGAACAACUGUAGAUCAGGUUCAGAUAAAAGAGAAGAUCAAAGACAUGGAAAGAAAUGCGACUUCAGUGUGACGGGCUUUAGAGGUCCAGAAUCAGGUAUAAAUUGUCAUGGAAGCCGAUGGAAAGAGACAGAGGGUGGCUACUCAGACUCUGAAAUGCAUUUUGAAGAUAAGUGGAAACAUCACAAUAACCAAUAUCCUCACCCGAUUCCAAAGGCUAUUGAUGCGCCAGUCUUGGAAUAUCCAGUGGAUCCAGAUGUACAGAUAGGCCCUAAUAUUAGUGGGUUUGAGCUCAUGCCAGAAAGGGAAAAUCUGCCAUUUUCAGGACCUAGGAGAGUUCUUGAGGAUGAUUGGAGGGGUCCUGAUUGUAGGGGUCCAGGCUCUUUUCAAGAUGACAGACUACGCCCUAGGCCUAGAGGCGUAGGACCUAGAAAUGAAUGUAGAAGGCCUGGUCGAGGAAGAUCUGAGCCAAGAUGGAGACCUGAGCACAUUGACUUCAGAGAACGGGGCCAUAAAAGAAGAGGUCCAGGCAUGAAAGUACCUGGGAUAGAUAAAAGAGGCGUUCACAAGGCUCUAAGGCAGUCAGACAAUUCAAGAGGUUCACACACUGAAGGAACUAAACCUGUGCAGAGAAGUUCUAAUUUAAAUAAUUCAUUCCCAAACAGAAGAGAAUUUGAGAUGCAUGACAACAACCCUGUGCGAAGAGAAAUUGGUGAUUUAGAUGUAAGAUUCUGUGGGCCUGAAAAUCCAAAUCUUGGUAGGCCGUUGAGGGAUCUUAGAAGUACAGAACCUAGAGCAGUGGAGCCAGAAAGACAAGGGUUAGACAUUGAAAUAUCUGGGCCACGUAGACAAGGAUUUGAACCUGGUUAUAGGAUGCAAGGCCCAGACAUAAAGUUAAUCCAUAGCAAAAAUGACAUAUGGGGGCCACCUGGAGAUUUAAAAUUGGGGCUUGGGCCUGGUGAAUGGGUUGCAGACACUGAAGUCCCUGUGUGUAAUAGAAAAGAAGAAGAUGAAAGAGGCCCUGAAUUAGACUCAAGGCAACGCAAUCAUGCCAUGAAGGAUGACAUGCAAUGUUCAGACAUAAGAGACUCAGGGAGGUACAACCGUAGCUCAUUCAACAUGAGAGGUAGAGGGUCAAAGCAUAGUGGUCGAUCACCCUGUGGUUCUCAGAGUGGUUAUCAGGGUAGUGACGUAAAGUCAUUUGUCAGCUCAGUAAAUCCCAAAAGUGAAGAAGUAAAAACUCUAAAACCUAGAACUGGCUUGCUUCCGACUCCAACCGAAGGUCGUGUAUCCGCACCAAAUCGUAUAAUGAACAACAUGCAGCAAAAACAAAUAAGCCCUCAUGUUAACAAGUAGUAGUGUAGAGGUAGACCAGUUAGUCAAGAAAGUUACUUUGUUAAAAGGUAAUGGCAUGAGCUUGUAAAAGGUCUUGCUGGCUAUGGUGGAGAACAGCAAAUAAAAUAUGGUAAUAUGUGAUUCAUGAUUCAGCAAAGACAGUAAAACAAAUUUGACACACAUCAAAAUAUCAAUAAAGCUGUAAAUCAUAACAAUAUAACAGUAUUAACAAUACCAAAGCAAAGGCAAUGGAUCUUUGUUUAAAGAAAUGUCACCAGAGUAUUUCUGUUAAACAUGUCAGUCAUGGUCUUUUAUUCAGUGUGUUUAAUUUAGUAUUGUUUUGAAUAAGGUUGUAUAAUGGACCACUUGUGAGUUUAGGGUUUGGAGCAUUUUCAAUGACCCGUCAGAAAUAUUUGUACAUAAAUGUAUAUUUUUUAACAGUCUUAGCGUUUGUCUUGCUUCAGUUUGUGACAGAUUAAAUAAAAACGCUUACUUUU